AUGUCUUCCCGAAGCCAGUGCCCGCGUCGCGGCAGCAAUGCCGAACAAAGGGUCAUGGGAAAGGCCAGGAGAUGCAGAAAGCAUCCAUGGAAUUCAGGAGGCGGCUCAAGGGCUCAUCGGGUAAAAGUAUAUCGCGGUCCGGAUAAACGUAAAAAGAUAUCGGUGUGCCGAUAUGCAGCUGCAUUAUGGUCAUCAUCGACAACCACAACACAAUCUGACGAUCGCCACCUUGUAGUCGUAGAUCUCGCCCGUGGCCAACCGUUCCCACCAGUAGCCCCGCCACCGCAUUCGCAGCCAUGGUAUGCUGUGUCAGACGUGCCGGGAGGCGGUGUGACAGGGUUGGGAUUGUAG
This is a messenger RNA of Bipolaris zeicola 26-R-13, 351 nucleotides long. RefSeq lists its product as uncharacterized. The transcript has 4 exons. The record is from RefSeq and is a predicted model, not a curated record. NCBI's taxonomy places the organism in Eukaryota, Fungi, Ascomycota, Dothideomycetes, Pleosporales, Pleosporaceae. The coding region runs from base 1 to 351 and encodes 116 amino acids.